This is a messenger RNA of Aplysia californica (California sea hare), 8798 nucleotides long. Its product is annotated as telomerase protein component 1. NCBI's taxonomy places the organism in Eukaryota, Metazoa, Mollusca, Gastropoda, Aplysiida, Aplysiidae. The record is from RefSeq and is a predicted model, not a curated record. The transcript has 57 exons. Gene Ontology annotation, cellular component: telomerase holoenzyme complex. The coding region runs from base 426 to 8465 and encodes 2679 amino acids. Gene Ontology annotation, biological process: telomere maintenance via recombination. Gene Ontology annotation, molecular function: telomerase RNA binding; telomerase activity; ATP hydrolysis activity.
AAACUGUCUGCUAUCAUUGUCAUGUCAUUUUAAAACAUCAUUGCAUAUCUAUUAUCUAGGCCAUACCAAAGAGAAUAAAAGUUAAACGCGUAUGGGAUAGAUCUAGAUCUAGAUCGACUUUAAAAAAUCAUUUUGUGAUUUCAUUUCGUUACGUUUGACAGUCAGCGACAAAACUAAUUUACAGUAGUACGGUUAAGCCGACGCAAUGCCAACGACACUCGUAUUCAGUGAAUCAGGUUCUAAAUUUAGAUCUAGCUACUGGUGCUAAAUCAACAAUAACUGGGACUGUAUUCUCUGUGAUUCGCAAAGAAGUACAGUGAAAACUGAGCUCGUGGUUAUACUACUCAUUCUUGCAGUGGGUUAACCACUCCGAGAGCAUUCUCGCAAAUUUUGCAUGUUUCAAUUGAACUUUCAAAGCUUUAACCAUGACUGACAAAAAUCUUUUGUCAACCCACAAUUCCCUUUUGGACAAAUGGACCAAGAGUGACUCCUCCUCCUUGGGAGGCUUGUCCUUGUCAUCAGGCAAACUAAGUGGAACCUCAUCAUUGUUGAGCACAUCAGGGACCUCCAAACCAACAUCAGGCUUUGGGUCUCUUGGAACCUCGCUGUCCACAAGCCUCAGUGGUUCAUCUACUCUGGGCAACAAAGGCUCAAGCUUGCUUUCCUCUUCUACUUUGGGCAAACCGUCCCUUCUCAGCAGUGGCUCUAGCCUUCAGUCAAAGCUCAGUCUCUCCUCAACGACAAGUUCUCUGCUUCGACCAAGCUCCUUGCUAACCUCUACUCUGACGCCAUCUGGAGGCUUAUUGUCUUCAAAAUCUGAGAAGGCCCCAGCCAUUGAAUCAAGUCUCAAUAAGCUGAGUCUUGCAAGUGCUCACAGUCCCAAGUAUGACACAAAAGCCUCUGAAAGGGGAACCACAAAAUAUGGACUUGGAAGUGCUAAGAAGCGCCUCACUAAGGACUCUCAAAAGACUGAGAAAAAGAAGAAGGUUGUUGGUCAUGGAGGAGAAGUGAUGGCCCAGGUGAUCAGACGCCAUGCCAUAAAAGCCCCAGAUUACUUCAUCAAAUGUGAGAAUGAAGAGGAAUAUAUGGACAUGGACAUUCCCCAGUUUGUCCCUCCCUCAGAGGACAUGCGACUGGCUCCAUCUGUGGCAAGAUCACUCACUGAUGUAGUUGGAAUUAAGCGGGGCCUCAUCAACUGGGUGAGUGGAUCUCUCAUUAGUCAACCAGACUUUACCAAAAAAGACAAUCCCAUGCGGCUGCAGAUUGUUGAGAACGUCACAGCUGUGGUGGAAUACGACCCGGAGUUCAUUCUGAAAGUGGCCUUGUACUCGAGGAAAGAGCUGCAUAUCCGCACCACUUCAAACUUCUUGUUGGCCCUGGCUGCCAGCAUCAGCCCAUGCAGGCAAUUUUUGAAGAAGUACUUCAGCGCCUCAAUUGCUUUGCCAAGUGACUGGAUUGAAGUUGCUGAAAUAUUCCAGACAUUGGAAGGUGGCAACUUGAAACUUGGUUCACUUCCAGCGGCACUGAGAAAGGCAAUGAUCAACAAGUUUCCUGAAUUUGACAAAUAUCAACUGGCCAAGUACAACAAAGACAGCUCCGGGAAGAAAAAAGCUAAAAAAGCUAAAAAAGCUGAAGCUUCAAAGAAGAAAAAAACCCCCAAGAAAUUACGUUUGUUUGACAGCGACUCAAGCGAUGACGAGGAUGAUGAAGACAAGAAUAAAAAAGCUAUCCGACAGCUGAGCAGCAUUGCAUAUGAUGAGAAAGAAAGCAGUGAACAGAUCGCCAAACAGCACUUCACCAUUAAACAGCUGAUUCGCAAACUGCAUAUCAGAGAACCCGUGGAACAUAUCAUGUCCAUUAUCGGGAAAAAGUACCCUCUUACCAUGGAGGACUUUUACCAGAGUCGUCUGCCAGGCACGUUUGAAGAAGAGCGGGCCGGCAAGAGGAUGAAGCUUCCAGUGCCAGAGACUUGGGAGACGCAAGUCUCUCUCAAGGGCAACAAGGCACAGACCUGGCAGGACCUCAUAGAUCACAAGAAACUGCCAUUCAUGGCCAUGCUGCGGAACUUGCGCAACUUGAUUAAAGCUGGAAUAUCACCCAAACAUCAUAACUUUGUCCUGCGUCGACUCUCUGACCAGAGAUCUGUAAUCAACAGCAAACAGUUCCCUUUCCGGUUCUUCUCUGCCUAUGUUGUUCUCCAAGAGCUUGAAGAGGCCUAUGAGAAAAAUCAGGAGGAGAUCAUUGCGAAAGCUGAAGCAGAGUCUGAAGGUCGUGUUUAUUCCAAAGUUCAGACAGGAUUUAGGGGCAGAGGAAGGGGUGCGAGAGGAGCAGGUGUGAGGGGAGGAGGAGUGAGAGGGCGAGGAGCCAAAGGCAGAGGAGGGAGAAGAGGCGCAUCUGGUGACAGUGAUGGGCAGUUUGCUUGGUGGGUGCUUCGUAAGCAAAAGAAAGAUGCUGCAGGACCCACGGAGGUUCCGUAUGAUAAAGCUUUGCUGCAGAGAUACCGCAAAGCAUUGGACACAGCUGUGAAAAUUGCUACUGUCCACAAUGUGCAGCCUAUUAAAGGCCGCACAAUUCUGUUGUGUGACAUUAGCCAGAAAAUGAACAAGCCAUGCUCGAGUGCCAGGGGUCUCGGAAAGCCACGCACAUUGCGAGAAAUUUCAGUCCUGAUGGGUCUGAUGUGCAAGUACUCCUGUGAAGAAUGUGAGAUGAUUGUCUUCAAUGACGAAUCAUACAAAGCCAUUGAACUGCGUAAAGGAACCAUUCUAGACAACAUGAAUGCUGUCUUGGAUUGUGAGCUGCCCUCGGACUCUGCUGAGAUGGUGGAAUCAAUUCCCUACCAAGUGCUGCUGGAGAAGCUCAGAGAUCGAGUUCAGGUGGACAACCUGCUGGUGUUUGGAGAGGACUACUACCCUGACUGUGAUGAAGGCAGAGUGCUGGUAGACUUCCUCAAGAACUACCGACAUUUGGUCAACCCAAACCUGUUGUUUGUGGCUGUUACCUUCUCCAGCCCCAGAGCUGGAUUCACUUCAGACAUCCAGCCAGAACACGACAAUGAUAUCUACAUUUCUGGUUACAGUGAUGCCAUCCUCAGGUUCGUUGCUGAGCGAGGUGAUGCUGGGAUGGUCAAUCACGUUGACAAGAUUGACGAGGCCUUCCAGCUGCGACCCAUGCCACGGCUGAGAGUGGACCAGCAGGAGGUGAAGACGGUUGUGCCGGAGCCAGAGAGGAGCCUCAGGCUGACAGCCCCCACCCCCAGGUGGAGAACCGUGAGAGUUUUCAUUUCCUCCACAUUCCGGGACAUGCAUGGCGAGCGUGACCUCUUGACCCGGUUUGUCUUCCCUGAGCUGAGAGCUCUGGGUCGGAAACAUUUCAUCAAUGUCUAUGAAGUGGACCUCCGCUGGGGUAUCUCUGAGGAACAGGCAAAAGACAACUGCACCGUGAGCCUAUGCCUGCAGGAGGUCGCUCGCUGUGACAUCUUCAUCGGAGUCCUGGGUGAGCGAUACGGCUGGACACCCUUGACCUAUGAGGUCCCUGACUCCCCGGAAUAUGACUGGGUGCGCCAGUACGCCCCUGGAGCAUCGGUGACGGAGCUAGAGAUGCAGCUCGGAGCUCUGUCUCAACCAGCUCAAGCCAAGGACACAGCUUUCUUCUUCAUGAGAAACAAUUCCUUUGAAACAGAUGUGCCUGCUCCCUUUGAGAAAAGCUUCAAAUCAGAAUCAGAUGUCCACAAAGCCAAGAUGUCUUCUCUGAAGUCUCGCAUCCGGAAGAGUGGGCUUGAGGUGUUUAAUUACCCGUGCCACUGGGGCGGAUGUGUGGAUGGCAAACCUGUGGUGUCAGGUCUGGAGGAGUUUGGUGCACGCAUGCUCAACACCCUGCUGAAUGCAGUGAAGAAAAUGUGCCCUGAUGAGGAUGGACUCCUGUCUGAGGAGGUUCACAUUGACAACCUUCACUGGGCACUGGUGGAGCAGUGCCACUCGGAGUUCAUCGGUCGCAAAAAUCUGCUCAAACAGGCUGUAGGCAAGAUCUACACCACGUCAUCCGGUGUCAUUGGUCUUUUCGGCAAAUCAGGAAGUGGAAAGACAGCAUUGAUGUCUUCAGUUAUCAUGGAGAUGGUGAAGUCAAAGACGUCUAGUGGUGCACGGAAUGUGUUCAUCAACAUGGCUGGUGCUGCUCCAGGCUCAACCAAUCUGGCAGCCACUGUGAGGCACCUAGCCAUGCAAGUCAACUCCAGAUUUGCUUUGGGGUUCUCACUCCCAGAAGACUUCAAAAACUUGUGUCUGAAGUUUGGUGACCUUCUGUCAGAUGCGGCCAAUAUGUGCACCACUAAACUUGUUGUGUUUCUCGAUGGUCUGGACAUGAUGGAGGAUGCUUACCAGCCAUACAGUUUGGAGUGGCUGCCUAGCCACAUUCCUGAUAACGUUGUGUUUGUGAUAUCAGCCAUCACAAACGAGAAGACCUUCAAGUCCCUGAAACGUCUCAGAGUGGAUGAGAUGAUUGUUGGAGAUCUGGACAUGUGGGAUAAGGCUGAGCUGGUCAGACAGACGCUGGCAAAGCACCGCAAGUCACUGGACGAGUCUGGCUUUGGGAACCAGAUGAAACUGUUGAUGUUGAAGAAAGAAGCCCACAACCCAUUGUAUCUGAAGCUGGCGUGUGAAGAACUGAGGGUGUUUGGUGUGUUUGAGAAGGUGUCUGACAAGCUGAAAGGUCUGCCCCACACAACUGCCCAGAUGUUGCAGGAGGUUCUGGAGCGUCUGGAGUCUGACCACGGAGUGAAGCUGGUCUCUACAGCUCUGUGUCUGCUGGCCUGUGCACGUGAUGGGUUGUACCCAGAAGAGUUGUACGAGCUCCUGAGCUGGUACAGUGUCUAUGGCAGUGACAGCUUGGAACCUCGGGAUCUCUGCAAGAAAGCCCUGAGCCGUGAGGAAGAAAUACCACCUGUGACAUUGACCUUCUUGGCUAGGUCCAUCAUGUCCUUCCUCAACCCAAGCUCUACUUGGGCUCCCAUGCUGUCCCUGGCAAACGCAGAGAUCUGCACUGCAGUUCGCCUGCGCUACCUGAAAGGGACUGCUGCUGACAUGGAGCUUAGCUACCACAAAUUUUUGGCAGCCUUUUUCAUGAGACAAGCAGAUCCUACAAAAGAUGACACCUGGCAGAGUCAGAAUGUCCGAGCGUUCUCAGAGCUCCCAUACCACCUGGCCUGUGGUGGCUGCUUCACAGAGCUGGCCAGAGUCCUGUGCAACCACAAGUUCAUCCAAGCCAAGUGUUCCCUGGGGAUGGCUGCAAAACUAUUGGAUGACUUUACACCUAAAGGCAGUGGAAGCCGGGCCAUGGAAAGAGAGCAGAACCGCUUCUUGUCCCUGCAAAGUGUACAGCAGUACAAGUCCUUCAUCUUCAGGAACAUCAACAUUCUUGUCAACUAUCCAUCUCUGGAGUGGCAGCAGGCAAUCAAUGAGCCAUCUCACACUCUGCCGUAUGAGGAUGCCUUCAAAAUGCAGCAGUGGAGCAGAGACCUGCCUGCCUACAUGGAGUGGAGCAACAAGCCAGAGGAAGAGAGCCAGUGCUACCUGACUCUGUCCAACUUCAAGGAGUCGGUGAACUGUGUUGCGGUGUCUCCCAACUGUUCGAUGUUUGCCGCUGGCUCCCAAGACCUUUUGGUCAGGCUUUAUGACAUGGCCACUGGCAAGGAGCUGAAGUUCUUCCACGGCCACUCGGACGCUGUGACAGACAUCUGCUUUGCCGGCAACGACAUUCUGUGCAGUGGCUCAGUGGACACGACCCUAUGUCUCUGGGAUGUGACCGACGGCCACAGAAUUCACACCCUGAAAGGACAUGGUCGACGAGUCAACUCGUGUGCCUCAGAUUCACAAGGCAAACUGAUAGCCUCUGGAGGCUGGGACUGCAUGGUGAAUGUGUGGAAUACAGCAAAAGGAGACAAACUCUGCGAAUUCAACAUUGAGAGCCCUGUCAACUGUGUUGAUUUCCAUCCCUCGGAGGAGCUCGUCGUUGUUGGCAGCUGGGAUUCUCUGAUCAGAAUCUACAAUUACUUCCACAAGACGCGUGUCGCUAUUCUGCGUGGACACAGCACCUCAGUGAGGGACAUUGCCUACUCCAUAGAUGGACGCCACUUGGCCUCUGCUGCGAUGGAUGGAGACGUAAAGAUCUGGGCCGCAGACAAAGGCUCCCAGGUGGGCAACGUGAAAGGUCAUGCUGGGCCUGUGAACAAGCUGAUAUUUUCUCCGUCUGGAAGGGAGAUAAUUACUGCUGGUGAAGACCACCAAGUCAAGGUGUGGUCUGGAGACCUGGGCAUCCCAGUUCACAGACUAGACACACAGAACAAUGGCGCUGCCACUUCAGUGUGUAUCUCACCCUCAGGCCUCAUGUUGGCCGUGGGGUACCACUUGGGUCAGGUUCGCAUCUACGAUGUCAACACAGGUGUAAAAAUGGUGGAGAUAAAGCUGUGUCCUUGCGCUGUGCGGGCUCUGUGUUACUCCCAGGAUGGUGGCUACAUCCUUGCAGGCUGUGAUGACAACAAAGUGCAGAUUUUGGAGAGUACUCAGGGCUCUCGAGUGUGCUCCCUGAUUGGCCACAGCAAGCCGAUCCUGUGUGUGACCACCAGCAAGAGCUACGUGGCCAGCUGUGGCGAGGAUUUCACCUGCUGCAUCUACGAGAACAUCAGACAGCUGAAAAGUCAGAGAGAGUCCAAGCCAACACGGAUCCUGAAAGGACACAUCGCCCCAGUCACGUCCUGCUCAUUCAACAGCGACGAGACAAUGAUCAUCACAGCCAGCAGAGAUGCGAGCGUGCGAGUGUACUCCAUGAGUGACGUGUUCAUGUCUGACGAUGCGGCUCCCUUGAACAUCUUGCACGACUGUCACGCAGACUGGAUCAACGCUAGUCAGUGGUCCAACACGGGAAGCUUUUUGGUGACGGGUUCCAAUGACUUCAAUUUGAAAGUGUGGGACAUGAAGACCUCCAAGGAGAAAGUGAAAAUGACAGGACAUUCAUCAGCCAUCAAUGCAGUAGCUUACAAGUUUGGGUGCAUCAUAUCGGGCAGCACAGACGGGACUGUCAAAGUCUGGUCGCACAAGGGAGUGGAGAUUACCACACUGAGGGGGCACGACCUCAGAGUCAAUGCUUGUGACAUGUUCGUCAAGUACUCUGCCAAAGGCAACCAGAGCGGAGGGGAGGAAGAAGAGCCACCUCAGAGUUGGGCAGACAUGGUCGAGGACAAAGAUGGGGAGAAGGAGGGACAAAAACCGAACCGUCCACACAGCAAAGAGGAUGUCAACGUGCAAGAAGUGAUUGUUGUGUCCGCUGGGGACGAUGGAGCUGUUUGGAUCUGGAAGCCACUACAGGCUUACAGUUUGGCCUGUUUGACCGGUCAUUCUGAUCGUGUGCUGGCGGUGGCUGGAGAUCGCAAUGGUCAAGUGACGAGCUGCUCUCUGGAUAAGUCAGUCCGCGUGUGGCGCCCACGGCUUGAGGACAGCCUUGACCUUUCAAAACAUGAUGGCCCUGUCACCUUUGUAGCCUCAUCAGUCAAUGGUGAACUUAUCAUUUCUGGCAGCAGGGAUGGAGUUGUCAAGAUUUGGAAGAAAGAUGGGAAAACAUGCGGGAUGAAACUCAGCUUCCAGGCGCAUGAAAGGGCUGUGAACUGUGGCUCAUUCCAAAGUGCCUCUACAACGCUUUUCUACACUGGCGGAGACGAUUAUACCAUUACCACAUGGUCCAUCACAGACCGCAAGGACGGGUUCUUUGUCAGGCAGGUGACUCAAGUCAAAGUAGACUAUCCUGUGGCAAGUAUCCUGUGCAGUCCUCAGACCAACUUGCUGUUUUUCUCCACAUGGAGGGGAGAUAUUUAUGCCUCCCAUGCUGGUGUACUCAAAUCAAUCUUCCGUGUUGAAGAGGAAAUGAAUGAUGAUGUGAAACACUGGCCAACCUGCCUUUCUGCAAACCCAGAUAAUCAGAGGGAGAUUGUGGCUGGCACAACACAAGGCUCUGUUAUUACUCUCAGGCUGUCUGCUAAUCAGAUGGAUGUUGUGAGCACAGAGGUGUUGGCAGUGCCGUCAGACGAUUGGGAUAGAGGGAUGGAAGAAGCCAAGAUUCCACGAAAUUUUGUCAACUGCUGUGGAAAGGUGAAUGGCAUGACCUUUGGUGGCGACUCCCGCGGUCAGGUCAUGAUGGUCACAGGCGAUGUUUUCAACAAGUCGACUGUCAAGAUUCACAAGUCAGCCGUUACUUCUGUUGAGGUAUUUAACGACAUAGCAAUCACAGCCUCUGCCGAUUGCUCCAUCAAAGUGUGGCGCAUUGUGAAUGAAGGGGACAUCUGCCAGAUUGGUCAGUUCCAGUGUCCCUCUCCAGUGACCUGCAUGAGAGUGGUCAGCUCAUCCCGAGAAGGCUUGGUCAUUGCCGCCGGAGACCAACUGGGCAACUUGCACCAACUCGUGUGGCACCUGGCUGGCAAAUAAAGAUGCAGAUUUUGACCUUUUGAACUUUUGUAAAGAUCUCAGGGUCACGUCCACCUCAAUGUACAAAAUCUCUCACCUGCCAUCAACGGAGCUGGACUUGUAUAUAAGUGAUCAUAGUUUCUGAAGUUUUUCUUUUUAUCUCUCAACUGCCUUCUUUUUUCAAGGGUCUUUGAACUCUGUUCUGUUUUUAUUCUUCAAUCGUGCAGUACACUGAUUCCAUUUUUGUGUUUUCAGAAUGCUUUACUUCCAUAUAUAUAAAGGCAUCUUUUUGUAUUGUACACCCUUGAUUGCCAUUGUCUCACAUGUAUUGGAAAAAAAAAUUCAAAAAAAAAA